AUGGAGAUUCCGGAGAGCCAGAACUCGAGGGAUGCCCGCAUCGAGGCCCUCUGGAAAAAGCUAGACCCUCAAAGUAAAGGGAGAUUAGAUGUCAAUGGACUCAGGAAGGGGCUGCAAAAGAUUGACCAUCCUUUAAAAAAUGCCAACGAUAUGCUUCAAGAUGUGAUUAAAGCUAUGGAUAAGAACGGGGAUGAGGUUAUUGAAUACGAUGAAUUCCGCACUUUCGUCGAAGAAACCGAGAAGGAGUUACUGUCACUAUUUCACUCCAUCGAUCGUGACCAUAACGGGAAACUCGACAAGGGCGAGCUAAGAGCUGCAUUCAAAAGAGCUGGAUUGGCGGUGCCAAAUUCGAAGCUAGACCAAUUUUUUGGGGAGGUCGAUGGAAAUCACGAUGGCUUUAUUACCUUCGAAGAAUGGCGCAAUUUUCUAUUGUUCUUGCCCACCCACGCGAAUCCAGGACUAAAAGCUGUUCUUUCAUAUUACUCUUCUACAGUCACACUGAAUGCCGAGGGAGAUACAGCAAUCAGCGAAGAAACUUUAGAGGGACUGGGUAAUUCUUCUUUUCCUGAUCACACGUCAAUUUUCUUUGCGAACUUGUCUACUUUGUUGUUUGGUGCGCUUUUCAAAAUCGCGGAACCUCCUUCCAAAUCCAACCGCACAACCUUCGAUUCAUCACCAGAGCUCCUUCCGCCACACAAUCAACCAACAUUACCAAGUUCAACCGACAACAUGGAACAUGUUCAUGCACAUUUCAUUGAAGGCACGCGUGAUGCCGCCGCCGCCGAUGCCGUCAAAGUUCUUGCGCCAACCACCAAGGAGGCAAUUGAGGAGGGUGUUGAGGCUAUCAAGAAGAAGUCCUUGCUGACAGAGAUUCUCCCCGACCCAGGCUAUUUCGCAGCCGGAGCUGUCGCAGGCAUCGUCUCCCGAACCUCAACUGCGCCAUUGGACCGUCUCAAGGUCUACCUCAUCGCCAGUGUAGGCAACGCGAAGGGCUCAAUUGAUGCCGUCAAGAAGGGCGAUGCCGCAGCAGCAGUACGACACAUCGGCCAACCCCUGAUUGACGCGUGCAAAGACUUGUGGAGAAAUGGCGGCAUCCGUAACUUGUUUGCUGGCAAUGGUCUCAACGUCCUGAAAGUUAUGCCAGAGUCAGCUAUCAAGUUUGGCUCAUAUGAAGCUGCUAAGAGAGGUCUUGCAAAGGUUGAAGGCCAUGAAAACCCUCAGAAUAUCAACCCAUACUCGAAGUUUGUCGCUGGCGGAGUGGGAGGUGUCAUUUCGCAACUCUGUGUCUAUCCUAUGGAUACUCUAAAGUUCCGGAUGCAAUGCGAAAGCGUCGCAGGCGGCCCUACAGGCAAUAAGCUUAUCAUUGCUACGGCCAAGAAGAUGAUCCAAGAAGGCGCCCUUCGUACAUCAUAUCGUGGAUUGACUAUGGGUCUCGUCGGCAUGUUCCCAUACUCCGCCAUUGACCUUGGCACUUUCGAGUUCUUGAAGGCACGUCUUGCACGUUACAACGCCAAAGUUCUAGGAUGUCACGAGGAAGAUGCUAUGCCAGGUUCAUUUGCUACCGGAUGCAUUGGUGCUUUCUCUGGUGCAUUUGGUGCAACUCUCGUCUACCCCAUCAACCUCCUUCGCACUCGUCUCCAGGCGCAGGGAACUAUCCUCCACCCCCCGACAUAUGAUGGGAUCUGGGAUGUUGCGCAAAAGACUGUGAAGAAUGAGGGCUUUCGGGGCUUGUUCAAGGGAAUCACGCCAAACCUCCUCAAGGUCGUCCCUGCGGUCUCCAUUACAUACGUGGUCUACGAAAACUCGAAGAAGAUCAUGCACCUCAAAUAG
Messenger RNA from Mollisia scopiformis, 1830 nucleotides. RefSeq names its product mitochondrial carrier. Gene Ontology annotation, biological process: transmembrane transport. The transcript is spliced from 10 exons. The record is from RefSeq and is a predicted model, not a curated record. Lineage: Eukaryota; Fungi; Ascomycota; Leotiomycetes; Helotiales; Mollisiaceae. The coding region runs from base 1 to 1830 and encodes 609 amino acids. Gene Ontology annotation, molecular function: ATP transmembrane transporter activity; calcium ion binding.